AUGUCGGAAUACAACGGUCCUAUAGGCUUACCAACGACAGGUCAAUCUCCGAUUGACUUGGACGAUAGACUAACACGGACACGUAGAUAUCCUCCUCUUGUUUUAAACGGCCAUUGGUUGCAGGACGGGGAAGCGCACCUUAUAAAUACUGGACACAUAGCGAAAGUAAUUUUAACUGGAGAUCGAAUUCCAUCUACGGUUUCCGGUGGACCAUUGGCAAGCGACGUGUACGAAUUCUACGAAGUUCAUUUUCACUGGGGGGAGGAUAAUUGCAUGGGCGCUGAGCAUACAAUCAAUGGCACUUGGUAUUCGAUGGAGUGUCAUGCGGUACAUUGGAAUCGGAAGUACAUAUCGUUCGAAGAAUGUCAGAGACAUAAAGAUGGCUUGUGCAUCCUGGCGCAUUUGUUUUUAGUGCAGCCUACUUGUUGUGCUUGUGUUAAUCCACAAAUGGAAAGGAUAACGGAGAAUUUGAAGUAUGUUGUCGAGGCUGAUUCAGAAGUUAAAAUACCACCCAAUUCGUUAUCCUUUAUGCGCAGUGCAACCUAUUGUAGCAGAUAUUACACGUAUCCAGGUUCGUACAAUAUCGGUGAUUUCAGCGAGUGUGUUACGUGGAUCGUGUUUCCUGUAGUCAUUCCAAUAAAAUCCAGCCAAUUGGACGAAUUUCGGAAAUUACGGAACAAGGAUGGACAGUGUAUAAAGUCGAAUCGGCGGGAUAUACAACCCUUAAAAUGCAGAAAGAUAUAUUUAGCUGUGUCUUAA
Nomia melanderi (Alkali bee) is the source of this 759-nucleotide messenger RNA. Its product is annotated as carbonic anhydrase 2-like. NCBI's taxonomy places the organism in Eukaryota, Metazoa, Arthropoda, Insecta, Hymenoptera, Halictidae. Gene Ontology annotation, cellular component: cytoplasm. The record is from RefSeq and is a predicted model, not a curated record. Gene Ontology annotation, molecular function: zinc ion binding; carbonate dehydratase activity.